CCCGUCCCCGGCUCGGCUCGCUCUCCGCGCUGCCAUGGCGGCCUUCAGCAAGUACAUGACGACGCGGAACACGUCGCUGGCGGGGGCCGCGUUCCUGCUGCUCUGCCUGCUCCACAAGCGGCGCCGCGCCCUCGGCCUGCGCGGUAAGAAAAGUGGAAAACCACCGUUACAGAACAAUGAGAAAGAAGGAAAAAAAGAGCGAGCUGUGUUGGACAUGGUAUUUUUAUCAAGGCUCAGGCAGAUCCUGAAAAUCAUGGUCCCUAGAACAUUUUGUAAAGAGACAGGUUACUUGAUACUUAUUGCUGUUAUGCUGGUAUCUCGAACAUACUGUGAUGUUUGGAUGAUUCAAAACGGGACACUCAUUGAAAGUGGUAUCAUUGGUCGUAGCAGAAAAGAUUUCAGGAGAUACUUAUUCAACUUCAUCGCUGCCAUGCCACUUAUCUCUCUGGUCAAUAACUUCUUGAAAUAUGGGCUAAAUGAGCUCAAACUGUGCUUCCGAGUCAGGCUCACUAAAUACCUCUAUGAGGAAUAUCUCCAAGCUUUCACUUACUAUAAAAUGGGGAACCUGGACAACAGAAUAGCUAACCCAGACCAGCUGCUGACCCAAGAUGUAGAAAAAUUUUGUAACAGUGUAGUUGAUCUGUAUUCAAAUCUUAGUAAGCCAUUUUUAGAUAUAGUUUUAUAUAUUUUCAAGUUAACAAGUGCAAUUGGAGCUCAGGGUCCAGCUAGCAUGAUGGCCUAUUUGGUUGUUUCUGGGCUUUUCCUAACUCGACUUAGAAGACCUAUUGGUAAGAUGACAAUAACUGAGCAAAAAUAUGAAGGAGAAUAUAGAUAUGUUAAUUCCCGACUCAUCACAAAUAGUGAAGAAAUUGCCUUUUACAAUGGGAAUAAAAGAGAAAAGCAGACAAUCCACUCAGUCUUCCGAAAACUGGUGGAGCACUUACAUAAUUUCAUCUUGUUUCGGUUUUCUAUGGGUUUCAUUGAUAGCAUCAUUGCCAAAUAUAUUGCCACUGUUGUUGGUUACCUCGUUGUCAGUCGUCCUUUCCUAGAUCUGUCUCACCCUCGGCAUCUUCAUAGUACACAUUCAGAGCUUCUGGAGGAUUACUACCAAAGUGGAAGAAUGCUUUUGAGAAUGUCUCAAGCUCUUGGUCGAAUAGUUUUGGCUGGGCGUGAAAUGACUAGACUGGCUGGUUUUACUGCUCGGAUUACAGAGUUAAUGCAAGUCCUAAAGGAUUUAAAUCAUGGCAAAUAUGAGCGCACCAUGGUGUCACAACAGGAAAAGGGUAUUGAUGGGACACAAGGUAGUCCCUUGACACCUGGUACUGGAGAAGUCAUUAAUGCUGACAACAUUAUCAAGUUUGAUCAUGUUCCUUUAGCAACGCCAAAUGGAGAUAUUUUGAUUCGAGAUCUUAGUUUUGAAGUUCGCUCUGGAGCCAAUGUUCUAAUUUGCGGUCCAAAUGGCUGUGGGAAGAGUUCCCUGUUCCGUGUUCUUGGUGAAUUGUGGCCUCUUUUUGGAGGACGUCUUACUAAACCUGAGAGGGGCAAGUUAUUUUAUGUCCCUCAGAGACCCUACAUGACCCUGGGAACGCUUCGAGACCAAGUGAUCUACCCAGAUGGGAGAGAUGAUCAGAAGAAAAAGGGGAUAUCUGACCAAGUAUUAAAGGAGUACUUGGACAAUGUGCAGUUGGGUCAUAUCCUCGAGCGGGAAGGAGGCUGGGACAGCGUUCAGGACUGGAUGGAUGUACUCAGCGGGGGAGAGAAACAAAGAAUGGCGAUGGCAAGAUUGUUCUAUCAUAAACCCCAGUUUGCCAUUUUGGAUGAGUGCACAAGUGCAGUUAGUGUGGAUGUGGAAGACUACAUUUAUAGCCACUGUCGGAAGGUCGGGAUCACCCUCUUCACUGUGUCACACAGGAAGUCCCUUUGGAAACACCAUGAGUACUACCUGCAUAUGGAUGGCAGAGGCAAUUAUGAAUUCAAAAAGAUUACAGAGGAGACAGUGGAGUUUGGAUCUUAGAGAAAUCCGGAAAACUUUACCUGCUUUGAUGAAACAAAAUAAUCACAAAAUACAUUCAGAAAUACAAAGUACAUUGUAAAAUAAAGUUAAGCUUGUUUUUUUUUUUAAAAAAAACAAAGCAAAAAUUGACUAGAUAUAGAAUAAUUGAAACAUGUUAAACACUUAAUAUUAUAUAGGAUAUUGCUAAUUGUGUAUAUGUCGGUUUAAUUAUUAAUAUGUAUUAAGAAUGUCCUUAUUCUUGUGGUUAAAAACCUGCCUAAAUUAAAUUGGGCUUAAAUCAGUGUAAUGAGAUUCAUCCUGGGAUGUAAACCAUUUGAAGUCAGCUAAUUUGACUUUUAUGGCUCUAUCUUUCCUUUCAUGAAGAACCCUACUUAAAACUGGGGUCAUCACCUGUCCUAUUCUAAAAUACAGUCUUGAGUUUCAUUUUCCUGUGCCUCGUGGUAGUGGGAACCAAACAAAUCACAAUGUAUUAUUGAAAUGUAUGACAUUAUUGCAUAAUCAUGGCAGCAGACUUGUUCAGCUGCAUGAGCACACCAUUCCUCAUGUAUUUGUUGAGGUGUGUUUGACUCCAAGAGAGCCAUUGGGUUUCCUUUAGCUCAGUCACAGUGAACCUCUCUCCGUCUGUAGGGUUGAAUUGUUUUGAAGGUUCUUUGUGGUGAUGUACAAAUGUGUAUGUGCAGUUCUGCUGACAGUGGGUGGUGACGACACUUCACACCUCAUCUUCCUAGUGUUUGGAGUACUAAAACAGUCUUUCCGUGUCAAGCUCAAGGUCUUAAGAGAAUUGUGGAAUUUUAAAAAGCACUGGAGAGGUGUGUAUGUGUUGGAAGCCUACUCUUGAGAAGUGUGGCUAUUGGACAUGACGAGCCGUAGGGUGCGUGCGGCAUGAAGCAGUGCACUGAGUACGCCAUCGUCACAGUCUGGGGUCUCAAGUUUUUUAAACACUAAAAGUUACUAUGCACAGGGGUAAAUUAUGUUUCCUAGGUACUAGUUUAUCUGUGAAUCUUGAAUAAGUUUUUAAUACUUGGAAUAUUAUGUUAAACUAUCCUAGGGAAAGAGUUCCUAGCUACUAAACCACCAUGACUGCAUGUGUUACUGCACAAGGAGAACUGAAACUAAGUGUGAGCAAUAAGCUAGCUAGAUAUGAAAUCAGUUUUAUCAAAUGGGUUCAGAAAGGGGCAUUUUGUAUUCUUGUUUCUGCAUAACUAGCUUUGUUUUUUGCAGAAUUAACUAAAAAUAACUGGCUACCAAGAUAAACUUAAUGUACUGAUUCCAUAAUACAGAACAUUCAGUUUUUACCAUUUCUUAGCAGACUUGUAUACUUAUUUUUUGUCCAGAUUAAAAGAAAAAAUCAGAUAACCUAAACAAUCUUUGCUUGUUCUUUUUUUAUUCUGGUAUUCAUAUGCUGAGUAGCUUAUAUAGUUGACUUGAAAAACACACAAAAAAAUAGACUUUCAGACAGGGCUUUUAGCAUCCAUAUGUCUCUUUUUAAAAAAAGCUUUAUUAAGCUGGGUGUGGUGGCACACACCUUUAAUCCCAGCACUCGGAAGGCAGAGGUAGGAGGAUCGCCAUGAGUUCGAAGCCGCCCUGAGAAUGCAGAGUGAAUUCCAGGUCAGCUUGAGCUAGAGUGAGACCCUACCUCGAAAAAAAGAAAAAAAAAAAUCUUUAUUAAAUGUGCUUUUAAAAGAAUACUUUUCUUUGUAGAAAAGAAAAGUGCCAGAACUUUGCGUGCAUACCUCACUAAUGCUGCCAAAUAGCCAGGAGACUUUACAAGAGAUGACCAGCCCUGGGGACACUGUAAGCGUGAGGAGUUGCAGGUUUCCAGAUUCCUCAGUUACCAUAACCCUGUUAGUGGAAGUGUUUCCUUGGCUACCUCUUAAUACCUUCUACUUUCCCCCUCCCCCUGCCCACACUCUUCCUUCUUUAUUUAACAAUGUUGAAGUGUCUCAUCAUUUGGGGCAUCGAGGGAAAUCUUUAAGAAGAAUCAGUGUGUAUUAACAUAUAAUGGUUUUCUCAGGACUGACAAUAAAGCCAAUGUUUGCAAAACA
This is a messenger RNA of Jaculus jaculus (lesser Egyptian jerboa), 4059 nucleotides long. It is a transcript of the gene Abcd3, whose product is annotated as ATP binding cassette subfamily D member 3. Bases 35 to 2014 code for a protein of 659 amino acids. Lineage: Eukaryota; Metazoa; Chordata; Mammalia; Rodentia; Dipodidae. Gene Ontology annotation, biological process: peroxisome organization; long-chain fatty acid import into peroxisome; fatty acid beta-oxidation. Gene Ontology annotation, cellular component: peroxisomal membrane; peroxisome. Gene Ontology annotation, molecular function: ABC-type transporter activity; long-chain fatty acid transmembrane transporter activity; ATP binding. The transcript is spliced from 23 exons. The record is from RefSeq and is a predicted model, not a curated record.